CACUGCACUCUUUCUUGUCUUUCUACAUUUUUGUCUUGUCGGCCUGCCCUGAGCUCUUCCUGAUCCCGACCAGCAGUCCCCAUAGACAGACACUGGAGAUGUACGAUCAGGUCAGGAGAUCGAUGCUGUGUCGGGCGAUGUGUGAAGGAUCGGACACUCCGUCUAAGUACGCCGAUCUCUUCCAUAAGCUGGACGUCAAUCAGGAUGGGAAGGUGGACAUUCUGGAGCUGCAGCAGGGGCUCCGAGCCUUGGGGAUGGCGGUGUCCCCCGGAGCCGAGGAGAAAAUUGUUGCAGCUGGUGACGUCAAUAAAGAUGGAACACUUGACUUUACAGAGUUCAUGAAAUAUCUAGAAGAACAUGAAAAGAAAAUGAAAAUUGCUUUUACAAGCUUGGACAAAAACAGUGAUGGAAAGAUUGAAGCUUCUGAAAUCUUAAAUUCCCUUAAGACUUUAGGUAUCAACAUUUCAGCAGAUCAUGCUGAGAAAAUCCUCAAAAGUAUGGAUGCAGAUGGCACCCUGACAGUAGACUGGAAUGAGUGGCGGGACCACUUUCUCUUUAAUCCUGCAGAUAACAUUGAUGAAAUUGUCCGUUACUGGAAACAUUCCACGGUCCUGGAUAUUGGUGACAGUCUCACUAUUCCUGAUGAGUUUACAGAAGAGGAGAAGAAGACUGGUCAGUGGUGGAAACAGCUUUUGUCCGGAGCAAUGGCUGGAGCCGUGUCCCGUACAGGAACUGCCCCGCUUGACCGUUUAAAAGUCAUGAUGCAGGUACAUGGGACCAAAGGAAACUCAAACAUGUUGGCUGGCCUGAAGCAGAUGGUGAAGGAAGGAGGUGUGCGAUCCCUCUGGCGGGGGAAUGGCGUUAAUGUCAUCAAAAUUGCCCCAGAGACAGCCAUGAAAUUCUAUGCAUAUGAACAGUACAAAAAGCUAUUUACCUCUGAAAGUGGGAAGUUGGGUACGGCAGAGAGAUUUAUAGCUGGGUCUUUGGCUGGAGCAACAGCACAGACUUCGAUAUAUCCUAUGGAGGUCAUGAAGACUCGUUUAGCUGUGUCGAAGUCCGGACAAUAUAAUGGAAUGUUCGACUGUGCUAAGAAGAUUCUAAAAAGGGAAGGUGUCAAGGCUUUUUAUAAAGGAUAUAUUCCCAAUAUCCUGGGAAUUAUUCCCUAUGCAGGCAUCGACCUCGCCAUCUAUGAGACUCUGAAGAAUGCUUGGCUGGAAAAAUAUGCUACAGAUUCUGCCAACCCCGGGGUCCUGGUGCUGCUGGGAUGUGGCACUGCUUCCAGUACCUGUGGCCAACUGGCCAGUUAUCCAUUAGCUCUCGUCAGGACAAGAAUGCAAGCUCAAGCAUCUAUAGAAGGCGCACCUCAACUUAGCAUGGGAGGCCUCUUCCGCAAUAUUAUAGCCAAGGAAGGAUUUUUGGGCCUGUACAGAGGAAUAGCUCCAAACUUCCUGAAAGUACUCCCCGCUGUCAGUAUCAGCUAUGUGGUGUAUGAGAAGAUGAAGGUCCGGCUUGGGAUCUAGAAGUGGGGAACCUCCAGUCUUCACACUCAGGAAAUCCAUUGUGUGCAUAUUUGUCUGUGUGUUAAUCUGAGAGCUGAGCAGUGUGCAGUGAGUAUUGAUUGUGUUGCUGAAGACCAUAGUGAAAGUCUCCACGACAGAACAUUGCCAAAAUGUUGAAUAUUAAAGUGCAACUCCACUUCUAUCAAGAAAAAGCAAUCCCUUCGAGCAGAAAUGUAUAUUUUCUUAGUGUAUGUAAACUCACUUUUUUUUUUUUCCUCUUUUUUCAUUUGUAAUAUACUAUUGGAAGUGUCGCAUCCACUUAUCCCUUUCAAUAAUUAGAAAUGCCAAAAAAAAUAACCUGUUGUUCCUGCCAGAAAUCUAGCGCGCUUGUAAUUUCUGUGUUCUCUGAAGCAGUCUUAUCAGCUCUGCCCAGGUCCCCUGUGAGCUACAAAACACCUCUUAUGUUUUAUAAAGAGGGGGUUUAUUCUGUAGUCCUUGCAUAAUUCUUGUCCUAGGCUGACAACACUGUUUCGCCACAGAUACAGUACAGUGAGUGUAGUCGCCUCUCUAUUUUCACCCAGUGAUCCUGCCAGUAACACGCUUCUGUCUUGGGGUGGCUUCCCUCUGGAUGGAGAAGCAGUAGGGACACAUCUGGACAGCAGCAUUGUCAGUCUGGGGAGAGGGUAGUGUUGGCCCUCAUUGACACGAGGUGGACUCCAUCGCUACGGAGUCCGCCAGCUCAGCGGGAGAUCUCUCCGCUGAUCCCUGCUGAGC
Rana temporaria (common frog) is the source of this 2273-nucleotide messenger RNA. It is a transcript of the gene SLC25A24, whose product is annotated as solute carrier family 25 member 24. Gene Ontology annotation, biological process: transmembrane transport. The transcript has 10 exons. The coding region runs from base 99 to 1520 and encodes 473 amino acids. Lineage: Eukaryota; Metazoa; Chordata; Amphibia; Anura; Ranidae. Gene Ontology annotation, molecular function: calcium ion binding; ATP transmembrane transporter activity. The record is from RefSeq and is a predicted model, not a curated record. Gene Ontology annotation, cellular component: mitochondrial inner membrane.